Sapajus apella (tufted capuchin) is the source of this 1201-nucleotide messenger RNA. Its product is annotated as golgin subfamily A member 6C-like. Lineage: Eukaryota; Metazoa; Chordata; Mammalia; Primates; Cebidae. Bases 32 to 262 code for a protein of 76 amino acids. The record is from RefSeq and is a predicted model, not a curated record. The transcript is spliced from 4 exons.
CUCGGACUCAUCCAGCUCUCUGGAGAGAGACAUGAUAAGAAAGUCCAUCAAACCAAAUGACCGUCAGAGGGCAGUGGCCAAGACCCAGCACCAGAAGAAGAACGAUGUUAGCAUGCUGUCCCAGGCCGAGGAGGGGAUGAAGGUGAAGCUGCUGGAGCUGCAGGGGCCAGUGAUGCAGCUUAUGAUCGACCACAAGGUCCAGCACCCUGCUAAUGAGUCCACUUCAGGGGCCCCAGCCCCCCCAGGAACUUGGUGCUGCUGACAAGGAUGAAUUUUAUGAAAUGAGCCUGGACGAUGACAGCGACAGCCUGGAGCCUGCAGGAGGGAGGGUACACCACAACCCCACUGCACAGCAGAUGGCUCAUGGCUUUGUGAGCUACGGGACGGCCAGCAACACCGACCCUUGGGCAGCAGUCCCUCUAUGCUAUGCUUUUACCGGGCUGCGGCGAAGGAGGAAGUAAACAUCACCAACAGCUAAGAGCUGCCCAAGAAAUUUACAAAGGAACAAAGUUAUAGGGUUAAUCUUCUACAUGUUACUUUAUUUGAAUGUUAGAGCCACUCAUGAUGAUUUGUGUUUCUAAUUUAUAGUUUAUUUGUAAAAAGUUAAAGGAGAGUGGGUCUUCGUGUGGCUUUCACUGAUGUUCACUCUGGCAUCCUUUAGCAUUUUUCAUUUUUAAUUUGAUAAUCAUAGGUCAUUAGCAUGCCUAUCGAGUUUGCCCUUUUGUGGUGGGAGUUCAAACACACAAAGACCCACUACUGACACAAAACCAUUCUCACUAGUUUGGAAUAGGCUGCCAUGGUUUUUAAUGUUAUUGCAGCAUGUAUAUUCAUUAUGGAAUUCAGAUGUAAUUUGCUUAUGUUCUGCUAUGAUGUUUGAUGGAAUCCUGAUCACACUGAGCUCUUAAUUAGCUCAAUGUGUGCUUUGUCCUCACAUGCACACUGUUUAUUACUUUGUAAGAUGUCACUGUGGGUACUGACAUUUAGAGUUGUUGAAAAGCCGAGAACUGGAAACAGCCUUUCUUCCAUUUUCUGUGUAUUGCAAAUGGGAGUAAUAACAUUUUUGGGAGCUUUUAAAAUCUCACAGAAGAGGAAAGUGGCCUGCUCUGGCAGGUAUGUGCAGAAUAGAGUAUUUCAUUGGUUCCUGUGCCAAGAACGAGCACUGUGCAUGGCAGUUCUUUUGGGGUUUUUCUGUGCCCUGGGC